AUGGCCAGGCUAGUGCUGGAAAGUUGGUCUUACACUGGCACAAUCAACAGAGCUAUCGACCUGAACCUUGCCUACCAAGCGCUUCGCACAAGGCUCGGAUCAAGUCGGCCAGAGUCAGUAGGGCAAACGAGCACGCAGGACCGAGAGCCAACGCCCACGAAAAAUAGGGGUGGAGGUCGGAGGUCACGCGACCAACAUCAAACACAGUUUCAACGUCGCAACCGCGAGACAAAGAACGACCCAAGCGAACAGCAACGAGUGAUCAGUCCACCGGGUGACGUGGAGGAGGCCAGCAAGCAUAGUGACUCGCCUGCAACUACGCUGACCGCAGAGGGGACGAAGGUCACGCCAGUCCACCAGCAGCCAACCUCCGGGACAUCAAAUGUGGUCGGCAACGAACUGACAGGUCAAGGUUCAUACGUCCAACACCGAUAUAAUUUAAGGCAGAUGGCAAGGCGGACUAAUUCAGGACCACCGGACUCAACUACCUCAAAACUCUGA
Molecule: messenger RNA, 501 nt
Organism: Dibothriocephalus latus
Lineage: Eukaryota; Metazoa; Platyhelminthes; Cestoda; Diphyllobothriidea; Diphyllobothriidae
Source: the annotation of a GenBank genome assembly